Messenger RNA from Cyclocybe aegerita, 624 nucleotides. NCBI's taxonomy places the organism in Eukaryota, Fungi, Basidiomycota, Agaricomycetes, Agaricales, Hemipholiotaceae. The record is from the annotation of a GenBank genome assembly.
AUGAGGGUAUUCUCCGUCCUCCCUUUCUACCAAGACGCCACCCUCCAGAUUCUCAUCCACGUUGAGCAUACUUGGUCAAUACGGGUCACGCCUGACCUGGUCGUCCGAACUGGCACAGCCAACAAUUUCAAGUCUUCAAGGCCAGGGUGUGAAGGAGACGCAUCGCUGUGGACAUCGCACAUCGAAAGAGCAGCAGGCGUUGUAAUUGUGAGGACCAACCAAGAUUUUGACAGCGCUCACGAGAAGAUCCUACUCGAGGCCGCAUAUUUCGCUAGACUCGAGUUCAUCACGAAAGGUGACGUUGAUGAACACGCGAAGAAACAUUAUGAGGAAUAUCUUGCGAUCAUCAAUCAAGCUAUUGCAGCCUUGGAACAAGAGACGCCAGAAGCCGCUCGCCCCGCGGUUGUCACCGAAGUGUCUGUCAGGAGUGCUAUUCCGUCACAAGCGGCUCCGGCUGUUGUCGCGCACAUAUUGGCGGACAUAAAGAUGAAUUCGCCUUGGGGAAAACGGAAGCGAGAUGCUCGGGACGAGCAGUUCGCGGAGAAGGACAAGAAGGACAAUAUCCACGGGCUCGUUAAGGCGAGGCAAGUGAAGAGGACGAAGAAGGCUAAAAGCGCCGGUUGA